ACCAGAUGACUCACCGGCGGUCGUUCCAGGUCGCCCCCAAUGUGCAAUUUUCCACUGAGCGAUAAGUCGAUAUCAUCUCAGGGGCCUAGAAGCGUCUAACAGCAAUGCUCUCUAGGCAGAGAACGCUCAGUAGCACCUCAGUGCUACUCAAGGUUCCCCAACAAUGGAGACGGCACACGAGGGCGACGACCAAGCCUACGAAACCGACAGCGAUGAAUCCGGCUUCUACUUCCUGGACCUCCCCCCAAAUAUCCGCACUCAGAUCUACUCCAUAAUUGUAUGGCGCAGGCACGAGAUUGAGAAGCGCCUGAUCCCUUCCAGUUGGCCCGGGCACACACAUGCCUCCGAUUCUGAAUUGCGGCGGCGUCACGAGGAGAAGCUCUGCCACAAUAUACGCCCGAGGUGGCGUCACACAAUCUCGACUAGCCCUCCAAGCAACCUUGUAUGCACAUGCAAGCAGAUCUACCUCGAGUUCGCACCUCUGCUGUACAAGUCGCACACCGUUGUGUUGCCUGUGGUCGGUGCGUGUCAGAAAAAGAACUUGAUGCGCGAUAGUGGUGAUUCGGACCUCACCUGGCCCCUGGCGUACCUUGAGCUCACAACGCCAUCUCCACCACGACCGUGGCUACCACCGCCGCUCUCGUUCUGCACGACCCUGUUUCUCACGAUAGCCACACCCGUCACCUCUGACAUGCGCAACCGUUGGCUUCGUGCGCUUCGCUCGCUCGUGCCUCAGGCAAUGGCGCUCACGCAUAUGCGGAUCACUUUCGCACACGACGGACUCCGGCGGCACUGUGCUCUUCGUACUAGUCACCCGUCGAAAGGCUGCUGUGUGGAACUGGCCAAGGAUGUAGCCCUCGCCCAGCAGCUGAGUCGGUUUCGGCGACUGGACAGGCUCGAGAUCCGCGGGUUCUACUGCCAAGUAUGGCCGGCCGUUCUAGACGAGAAUAUCAGUGCCAAGAGCAGGUACGACAACACGCGCCGCAAGCUGAGGGUGCAUCAUAUUGGUUUCCUCCGCACGGAGGUGGAUGGGCGUGGGCCUUUUCACCCAGCGAAGCUCUUGGAGGUCGAAUAUAGGCGGAAAAGCGAUGCAGAUGCCGCCGACCCAUCGCGGUGGCCAAGGAAGCCUCGUUACGAAGACGAGGAAAUCAAGUCGAAAUAUAAGCGCAACAAAUGGGGCCCUGUCGAGGCCUUCAGUCUCAGGAUUGGCCUCUAUGUUUAGAGGCUCUAGAUGUGUCUAGAGUCUAGACUACUCAGCCGCAAAGCAAGGAUCCCGCAAAGCGAAGAGAAUCCAAUCCUUUUAUUUAGGAGCAAUUACUUUCUGAACUGUGGGUUCUCAAUCCAGUUGUGGCAUCAUGGAAAAGGCAGGACCCACCAAAGACAGCUUUGUAUCGUCGUGUAUUCAUAUUGUACGACUCGUGUGGCAGCCAUGAUGAGAUUUCAUGUGGCAUAAACCACCAAGAGCCCAGCUCCCGCGGUAGCACUCCUCCAGACAUGCCGAGUUGCACAAAUG
Microdochium trichocladiopsis is the source of this 1513-nucleotide messenger RNA. RefSeq lists its product as uncharacterized. Lineage: Eukaryota; Fungi; Ascomycota; Sordariomycetes; Xylariales; Microdochiaceae. The transcript has a single exon. The record is from RefSeq and is a predicted model, not a curated record. The coding region runs from base 164 to 1222 and encodes 352 amino acids.